AUGCCAUCGUAUUUUGUGCAGAAAAUGAGAAUAAAUAAGAAAUAUUUGCUCAUACAAUUGUUUUGUUUAUGUGUUACAGAAGAAGAUAUUGAUGAGUUCAAUAUACACGUAUCGAGGUACAGACCAGAAGAGUUAACAAAGCUCACAAAAAUCACCAAGUUCAAUAAAAAAGAAAUUCAACUAAUUUAUAGAGGUUUUAAACAGGAGUGUCCUACUGGUAUGGUAGAUGAAGAUUCGUUCAAACACAUAUUCUCACAGUUUUUUCCCCAAGGUGAUGCCUCACAAUAUGCCCAAUAUGUGUUCAAUACAAUCAAGAGAAAUCAAACUGGAAAAAUUAGCUUCGAGGAUUUUUUGGCCAUAUUGUCCAAAGUUUCUCGAGGAAGUGUUCAAGAGAAACUUCAUUGGAUAUUUGGGUUGUAUGAUCUCAAUAAAGACGGAGUUAUAACAAAAAAAGAAAUGCAAGACGUAGUACAUUCCAUUUAUAGCAUGCUAGGGAGACAUACUGACCCACAAGUAGAUGAUCAAUCUGCAAAAGACCAUGUUGACCGAAUUUUUCAUUUAAUUGACAAAAACAAUGACGGUAACGUGACCUUAGAUGAGUUGAUCGAAUGGUGCAGCCGGGACGAGGGAAUACUCCAGUCGCUGGACACGUUAGACACUGUUUUGUGA
Macrosiphum euphorbiae (potato aphid) is the source of this 669-nucleotide messenger RNA. The record is from the annotation of a GenBank genome assembly. Lineage: Eukaryota; Metazoa; Arthropoda; Insecta; Hemiptera; Aphididae.